GCCUUCAGAACAGUCGAACAACAUACCACUAAGAAGCACAACACAUACAUCUACAAGACAGCAAGUUCUCACAGCUAUUAAGAGGAAAACCCAACAUCAACCUUCAACUCGUCAUACAUACAAAACCACUUCAACCACAAACUCUUCAGCAACAGCGCACCCAUGACGAACUUUGUCUCCAAAAUUGUCAACAAAUUGAAGAGAAACAGCACGACCUCUGACGCGAAGACUUCAGACAACAGACCCUAUACCGCCCCAACGCCUCAACCAAAUGACUGGGAAGGGCUUCCAAAGUACCGGGGCAACACUGCUCAGCAAACUGUGGUAACACACAGAGGAGCAAACCGCGAUUCGUACGCGGCAUCCAUCCACGGCGAGUCAUCCGAGUCACUGGUGGAUGAAGAGGACAAUAGACCUGGACGUCCCGACCAGGCAGGACCUGGUAGCGGACGACUAGGUCUGCAUGUUGCUCCCCCUCCCGCUCCCCCUCCACCUCCCCGUCGAAAGACGGGCAUUACCGGAACCAAUCUAAAUCGUAAGGGGGAGCCCAUGCGGCCGUUUGAAGGGUCCAUCCUGGACAACUGGGACAAGUUGGAGGCCAUUAAGGCACAACAAGAUGCAGAGAGGCCGGAUCUGGAGCACGUCCGACGGCGAGCGCAGGAAGAGGAGAAGCAACGUCUUCGUGACGUUGAAGCUGCCAGACAGCGCAGGGACAGACACCGCGAGGUCGGUGUCGCGGUCCCAAUGCCACCUCCCCCCCAUGUACGUCGGACUGCCACCGAGCCGAGCCCAAGGCAUGGACUACCACCACCACGACCAGCGCGACCGGAAUGGAAGAGGCCAUUGGAAGUAGAAUCCAGACCAGCACCAGUAGCUCCCGACCUGUCCUGGAAGCCAAGGAGGGGCAUCACACCUAGACCACCGCCCCAAGCACCUACGGGAGGCUUGCGACGAUCGGGCGCAAUCCGAGGCGAUCCAGGACAGCGUGGUAAAGAACAAACACCGCACAGCCGCUACCGAGAGGACGCUGUAUCUGAAGGGAGUUGCGGACCUGAAAGAAGACCCUGAAGAUGAGUAUAAUUAACUAACCAACCCACACCUACUAACCAUAGCAGUAGCCAGUCGAAAGAAGGACGAUGAGCUAUAGAUAAGAAUGCUGACAGAGUAUGGAUCCCCGGAAAUGUGAGCUGGACUCCUUUCCAGGUAAGUAAAUCCCUCUCGCUCUCUUGCUAACAAAAUAUAGUCGCUUCAUUGCAAUAAAAAACCAUUAAACACCAAAUUUCCACAUUCUCCAUCUUAGCAGUUUAUUGUGCUCCGUGA
Molecule: messenger RNA, 1320 nt
Organism: Mollisia scopiformis
Lineage: Eukaryota; Fungi; Ascomycota; Leotiomycetes; Helotiales; Mollisiaceae
Exons: 1
Coding region: 163-1068 (301 amino acids)
Source: RefSeq, a predicted model, not a curated record